ACAUACAAACUUUGAUUUGCUUCAUAGAUUAUAUCAUAUCAAGCAAAAAAUGUUUGAUUUCUUUCCUUUCAUUUUAUCAUCUCUCUUGCUAGGACUAGGACUCCAUUUUCUUGUAAAAGCACUUGGAAAACACGAGCCUGCAAGUUUACCCCAUGGAAGUAUGGGUUUGCCUUUGCUUGGGGAGACUCUUGGUUUCCUUAAGCCUCACAGAUCAAACUCCAUGGGAAGUUUUCUGCAAGAACAUUGCUCCAGAUAUGGGAGAGUGUUCAAAUCUCAUCUAUUUGGCUCCCCAACCAUUGUGUCGUGCGACCAUGAGCUUAACAUGCUUAUUCUUCAAACUGAGGAGAAGCUAUUUCAGGUCAGCUACCCCAAGGCCAUGCAUGGAAUCCUUGGCAAAUUCUCUAUGAUAAUUGUUUCUGGGGAUAUUCAUAAGAAGCUACGAAACAUUGGCGCCAGCUUUAUCACUGCCUCUAAAUCGAACCCGGAGUUCCUUAAUUGCAUGGAGAAUAUGACAAUCUCGAUGAUGAAUUCAUGGAGAAAUCGUCAGCGAAUUGGCUUCUGUAAAGAAGUUAAAAAGUUCACACUCAAUCUUAUGGUGAAACAUCUUUUAAGUAUUGAACCAGAAGAGCCACUGGCCUUCAAGAUCCUGGAAGAUUUUCUAACCUACAUGAAAGGGUUCGUGUCUUUGCCAGUUUACCUCCCUGGUACAGCUUAUGCCAAUGCAGUUAAGGCUAGGGAAAGGCUUUCUGCAACUGUUGGAGGAAUCAUAAAAGAAAGGAAAACGGAGAAGCUGAGGCAUGACAAAGGAGAUUUCUUGGACGCAGUUUUAACGAAAGAGAGUCUAAGUGAUGAAGAAACAGUAAGCGUCGUGUUGGACCUGUUGCUUGCGGGUUAUGAAACAACAGCAACACUCACGUCCUUGAUUGUCUACUUUCUUGCCCUUCAUCCAAAUGUUUUACAACAUUUAAAGCGAGAACAUGAUGCAAUAAGGAUAAACAAAAAGAAUGGUGAACCCUUGAACUGGGGAGAUUACCAGAAAAUGGUGUUCACUUUCAAUGUUAUUUACGAAUCUAUGAGGUGUGGAAAUGUAGUCAAAUUUCUCCACCGGGUUGCCCUUCAAGAUGUCAAAUUUAAAGGAUAUUUCAUUCCUGCGGGAUGGAAGAUACUUCCAAUGUUGACUGCAGUUCACUUUGAUCCCUCUCUUCACGAAAAUCCUACGGAGUUCAAUCCUUGGAGAUGGACUGACAAAGCAACGACCAAAAAGGUGAUGCCAUUUGGUGGUGGUCCUCGGUUAUGUCCAGGGGCAGACCUUGCUAAAGUAGAAAUUGCUUUCUUCCUUCAUCAUCUUGUCCUCAAUUAUAGGUGGAAAACAUUGGCAGAUGACUUCCCUCUUGCCUACCCUUAUGUGGAGUUCAAGAGAGGAUUGCUUUUGGAGAUUGAGCCAAUACAAGACAUGGAAACCUGACAAGUAGUAUUUAAAGUAUGCAUAACGUAGUGUUUGAGCUAUAAAACCACAUAUGAUUUGUUAGAUGUAAAGUUCAGAGUUAUGGGAAAAUGCCUUUGUCAA
Messenger RNA from Hibiscus syriacus, 1567 nucleotides. RefSeq names its product cytochrome P450 724B1-like. NCBI's taxonomy places the organism in Eukaryota, Viridiplantae, Streptophyta, Magnoliopsida, Malvales, Malvaceae. The record is from RefSeq and is a predicted model, not a curated record. The coding region runs from base 50 to 1465 and encodes 471 amino acids. Gene Ontology annotation, biological process: sterol metabolic process. The transcript is spliced from 9 exons. Gene Ontology annotation, molecular function: heme binding; monooxygenase activity; oxidoreductase activity, acting on paired donors, with incorporation or reduction of molecular oxygen.